AUGGUUCAUGCAGAUGGCUCCUCCGGCCGCAGCCUCUGGGGCAGCAAGGCCGUGUUCAGCGGCCGGCACUGCAGCGCAGGGUACUGGCAGCUGGCCGAGGGGCGCUCGGUGCCAGCGCUGGACGAGCUGAGCGUGUGCGUGGCGCUGAGCCGGAGGAUAACCUCGCCGAAGUGGACCGCGUUCACGUACAAGCAACAGGGCGGGACCAGGUGGAGCACCGCCGUCGACCUGCCCCUGACCGACUGGCACACGGUGUGCCUGAGCUGGUCGGGCCGCUCCCGCGACCUGCGGCUCUACGUCAACGAGAGCAGCGUCCUGGAGGCGCGCCUCAACGAGACCGCGCCCGGCCAGCCCUGCUGCCCCGCCGCCAAUGGCACCCUCACCCUGGGGGCGUCCCAUGGCUUCGCCAACGGGCAGGUCGUCGUGGAGACGGGGAGCAACUUCUUGGGGGAGAUGUCCCUGUUCCGCAUGUGGGGCAGGGGGCGGGGGGCCAACUUCAGCUGCUCGGAGGGCGACGUGGUGCGAUGGGACUCCCAGGACUGGGACACGCAGGGCUGCCCCCCCCAGCCUGAUGCUGGUCUGCAGUGCGGAUGGUCUUUGUAUGAAAUUCAGAUGAAGGUUUGCAUAAUCCACCAGGACAGUAAUAAGACUCAUGCAAAUUCACUGGAGCAUAUUGUGAAUCUCUGGCUAACCACCACGUUUCCUAGCAACAUAUCCGUGCUUACUAUCUCUGUUUCUCCUUCAGCAAGGAACCACAGUCUUCAUGCGCAAAACACAGAGGGAGACCAGGAAAGAAGACCUUUUCUGAAGGCACCAGUGAAAGUCAGGUUUGAAUGCCUGGUGUACGUGAGUGUCACCCCCAGCAUUGAUGUGAGUGAAGCCCAGGCAGAGAUCUGCAGGCUGCUGAGUGUGAAGUACAGCAACGAGAUGCUGACCCUCAACACUGAGCCCAACAGCACAAGGGUCAAUCCUGUGGAGGCCCUGCCCACGGCCACCCCACUCCCCUCCAAUUCCCCGGGCAACACCACAGCCUUCACCGAUCCUGCCAGCAGCACUCCAACAGAGCCUGAGGUUUCUGCAGUGACAGGCUCUCCCGCUGUUACCUUGCCAACUGCAGCUUCCUCCUUCAGCCCCAGCAGUGCUUCUUCAGACCCAGGUCACCCAUGGACGGACAAGGGACAAAAAAGCUCAGACAUAUUUUUCAUGGUCAUACUGAAUGUGAUUGUGACGAGUGGCAGCCAGGAUCCAGCAGAGACCAUCCAAACCUGGCUUCGAAACACACUGGAGUUCGAAUGGAUGUUAGUUCUGAACUUUGCCCUGCUAGCUAAGGCCCACAGUCAGAUGCCUUCAAUCUUUGAACACGGUAUUCCAGGAAUGUAUAAGACCUCCAUGCCAAUGCAGCCAAGCCACGGCUGUUCCUUUCAGGUUUGCGUUCACAGGCCGCAGUUCAACAUCACAGAAACCGCGGAGCUGAUUUCGGGUCUUCUGAUUAGGCCGUACACCAAUGGCUCCGUGAGUGUGGAGGCACGCCCUGAGGAAAUCACCAUCACAUACAUAGAACCGGGAUGGUGCCCUGAGCGGGCGGAGUUGACCGAGCGGGGCCUGUAUGUGUGGCCACAGACUGAGGCUCUGGGGCGGGUCAGCCAGCCCUGUAAAGGGGCUGCCACUGAGGAGGCCUCCAGAGUCUGUGGGGUGAAUGGGACGACGGGCAAGGCGACCUGGGCUCCCCCAGACCUGCAGCUCUGUCCAUCAGUGGAGACCACCAUCUCAGAUCUGAGCCAGAUCAACAUCACUGCCAAUAACUCAGUGGAUAUGGUGGACAUAAUUGGGGACCUUAUGGGAAACAGCAUGCACCUGCCCCUCUCCCUGGUUGAGAUUGUACUGGACAAGCUGGUGGAGGUGGUGAAUGUCAGCCAGCUCUCCUCCUCCAUGGCUUCGGAUAUGGUCAGCAUCAUCGAUGACAUCUUACAGCACGGGAGCGACCUGUCGUCUGUCACCAACAAGAUCCUGAACAUUACAGGCAGUAUUGGGGACAAGGUCUUGUGCGAUGGGUCCGCAUACAACACCACCACACCCUCCCUGGCCUUGUCACUCGUGAAUGUGAACUCGUCCCAGUUUGACGGCCUCACCUUUGGGGUGUCCUCUUUCUCCCAUGGCCUGGACCCCAAGAUCUACAUCAAUGAGAAGCUCCUGAAUGACAUGGUGGCAUUCAUCUCUCUUCCGCAAGAAGUAGAGGACUUCUUUCCCCAGGGCGAAGGGACCCAGUCUCGCAUUCAGUUUCAGUUCUACGGGACGCCUGAUCUCUUCCAGGACCCUGGAAAUGGGCUGGAACUGUACACCCACGUGGUGUCGGCAAGUAUCACGAAUGCCACCAGGGACAUCAAAGACCUGGAGCAGUCAGUCAGGGUCACCCUCCACCACCACACACCGAACGUGCACAAGGAUAAGGUGGAGUGUGUGUUCUGGAACUUCCACAGUAAUGGCAAUCGAGGUGGAUGGGACAACACAGGGUGUGAGAGGAACAGCACCACUGCCAACCACACCACCUGCCUGUGUAACCAUCUUACACACUUUGCCGUGUUAGUGGACAUGUCCAGGUAUAAACUUAGCAAGAAGGACGAGAGGAUCUUGAGUGUCAUCUCCAACCUGGGCUGCGGCGUCUCCAGUGUGUUCCUGGGCAUCAGUUUGCUGACAUACUCAGCAUUUGAGAAGCUGCGUAGAGACUACCCAUCCAAGAUCCUCAUAAACCUGUCCCUGGCCCUGCUGGGCCUCAACCUGGUCUUCCUGGUGAACUCGUGGCUCUCCUCCUACGGCAACGUGCUGUGCGUUGCCGUGGCAGCCACCCUGCAUUACUUCACCCUGGCCUCCUUCACCUGGAUGGGCCUGGAGGCCGUGCACAUGUACCUCGCUCUGGUCAAGGUCUUCAACGUCUAUGUACCCUCCUACAUGUUCAAAUUCUGCAUUCUGGGCUGGGGUGUCCCGCUGGUGAUAGUCGGCACGGUCCUGGCAGUAACGCCGGAGGCCUAUGGCAGCAAGCUCUAUGAAGACAGCCCAGAGUCACCCGUCAGCACAGAGCAAUUUUGUUGGGUCCAGCACAACGUGGUGUUCUACGUUUCCGUGGUGACCUACAUCUUUCUGAUCCUGAUCUGCAACAUUUCGGUGUUCGGGCUCGUCUUGGUUCAGAUUCGGAAAAUGCAGGUCAACAGGCCAGCAGGCACCCAAAAUGGCCUUUCGCAAGACCUGCGCAGCGUGGCCAGCCUCACCUUCCUCCUUGGCCUCACCUGGAUGUUAGCUUUCUUCUCCUGGGAACCAUUCAAAGUGCCCCUGUUCUACCUGUUUGCAGUCCUCAACAGCUUGCAGGGGUUCUUCCUCUUCCUGUUUUACUGCCUGAUGAAGGAGAACGUGCGCAAGCAGUGGAGGGUCCACCUGUGCUGCGGCCGUUUCAAAUUGAACGACCAAUCAGAAUGGAGCCGGUCCAUGGGGGUCGGCGGGAAAUCCAAACCGAACCAGAUGGGCCGCACGCCGUCCGUGAAAUCCGACGAUUCCAACGAAACCAGAAGAACCUCCAGCUCUUCCAACUCUGGUCAACAGCAGCCCAGUAGCUUCCGGACCAGCCUGGACCUGAUGUAUGAAGAUGGUGUGGUUUUUCCUCAAACCUACACGGGCGCCUCCAUUCCCCCGUUCAGAGAAGCCCCUCUGUACUCCACCCACAGAUUAAGACACUGAGAUGCCCUCCUGGAGACGCUCAGUCCUCCAUUUUGAGAUCUGUCAGUGAAUCAUGUGCUGCUAUUCUGUCCUUUUUUUGCUUCUCAUUUCCUCUGUUUGCUCUUCUUAUUUUAUCUUGCUACCAAGAGUUUUGUGUUUUUGUCUGAAUGUUUUUUUUUUUCAAAUUUACCUGGAAACUAGUUGGUGAAAUGAAAAAUUAACUGCAUUAUAUGGCCAUCAAAUAGAAUUCCAUUUGAAAUUAUUUGAAUAGAUUAGGAGAUCAACAAUUAUACUGUAAAACAUUCUGCGGCUUACUGUCUGUACAAUUAUACUGUGAUAUAUGAUACAUAAUUCUUUUUAGCAUAUUAAUAUUAACAUAAGAAGUACAUUUUAGGAUUUCUAUGUACAAUUUCAUCACUAAAAAUGUGAUUUUCUUUGGAUUUUAGCUUUGCAUU
Messenger RNA from Anguilla anguilla (European eel), 4160 nucleotides. Its product is annotated as adhesion G-protein coupled receptor G4-like. The record is from RefSeq and is a predicted model, not a curated record. Gene Ontology annotation, molecular function: G protein-coupled receptor activity. The transcript is spliced from 30 exons. Gene Ontology annotation, cellular component: membrane. Lineage: Eukaryota; Metazoa; Chordata; Actinopteri; Anguilliformes; Anguillidae. Gene Ontology annotation, biological process: cell surface receptor signaling pathway; adenylate cyclase-activating G protein-coupled receptor signaling pathway. The coding region runs from base 1 to 3726 and encodes 1241 amino acids.